GGGAAACGUUUCCAGUCGUCGCUGCAAAGGAUCCUGAAUUUGCCAAGUCAACAAAAUAACUAAAUCAACUGCAAGAUAAUCUCUCACUAUUGAGUCAUCUCGUAUCAUUUCGUGAAAAACCUGGGAUUCACGAAUAAUAUUGUUAUUACUACAAUAUUUCGGCUUAGAAAAGAGAGCAGUGAUGACAUAUUUUAAAGAGAAUUGAUGCAGAGUCCAAUCAUCCAACACCGAAGCUACCCCAAGCAGAUAACCUAUGACCUAAACAGAAGCAGCUUCAUGAAACAAGUGAUGCGAUUUAAUUAUUUCAGUCUAGCGAGCACCCUGGAGUAAUUCGCAUGUUUUAAGCAUUCUAAGUUCAUGCUAUUGUGAGUGAUGAAGAUGUGGCUCAAAGAACGAGAAACUGUAAUUUUUGUAUUGCUAUUAUGUGGACCGAUACUUGGACGACCUGGACAAUUACGGGAGCAAAGAUAUGAAUUCCGAGAUAUCCAGGAAACUAUUUCUAUUGAACCAACGAACAAUCAGAUCAUGGGAGUACAAGUAGCCCCCGUUCAACAUGGGACAAUUUCAUGGUCUCAACAACACCAGAACGAAGUUAUCGCAUUCGCGGAAGCAUUUCGUCAAAACUAUAACAGGAUAAUUCAACAGCACAAUUCUUUCAUGCAGAAUCUGCUAGCUCCAGUACCUUAUCAAUUUUAUCAUCUACCGAGUAGUUUUACAUGGAAUCAAUUCUUCGGUAAUCAAGAGGAAUUCGUUCAACAACAGUCCGAACAAAUGUCUCGUCAACUAAUAGAUAAUCUACAACAUGGGAAAAUUACACAACAGGACAUCAUGCAACCAGAUUUUUUUAUUCAUCAAGCAGCAAAUGAACUCGACAAGAUUCAUUUCCACGACAAUUACACACCACUAGAAAAUGCCGCUACAGACAAUAUUCACGAAGUAGCACAGCAAGAGGAGAUGCUGUUUGAUACAGAGAGAUUCGGUAGCAACGAACAACAUGAAUAUCAAUUAUCAGUUCCAGAUGAUCUAACACGGCAUCAAUUUGAAUCAACUUUUAUGGAAGAUCAACAACAUCAUAAACAUUUUGGAAUGGAGGAUCAAAAUACGCAAACACAUAUUGUUGAUCACACGGUAUUAAAUGAACGAAAUGUGUCGUACAUACAAUCCCUUCCUCCGAUAAGAUUUAACAACAGCAAAAUCGAAAGAGUGGACAAAGAUUUCGAAAAUUUGAUUGAUCAAUUUGAUGGCAAGCCGACACCAAAAACUUCAAAAAUAACUCAGCCUCCAAUUGAUUACUACGCGAACACCUACGAUCAACAAUCAAUCUACGAUUUGCAGAUGGCAGAAGAACCAUCUACAACGACUCCAAAGGCCGAUAAUGUAAAAGCACUAAUUCGGAAAAGAAUUUCCAAGCCACAUGUUAAUUCAGAAUACAACUCGACAUUCAGAUCUGCUGAUUCAGUGAGUUCUACUACCAGCAAAUCAGAAACUGCCAGCAAUGUGAUGUCCAUGUUGCCACACAAGGCUCCAUCUCUUAAUUAUAGUGAAAUAUACGAAAAGGUUCGGGAGGACCUAGACAAAAAACUCAAACAACUCACCGAUACGAGAAACGAAGAGACUCAUUUUAUGGGAUUGACCAGUAACACUGAACAUGAGAAACUAUCCUAUGACAUAGUAACCACGAAAAAAACCACUUUAGAAGAUCGUGGAGAUCAACCUGUUGUAGAAAGUGAAGAUUACGUUAUUGAGGAUAUGUUUGAAUCGGAGCCCGGCAUUGGUAACUAUCCAGUGAUUGGUGAGUUACCUUUAUCAGAAAAAACAUCAACUCCAAGCGCAAAACAUACUACUACUACAGACGAUACUAAUAGUUUCAACCAGUAUUCAACCGUUCAUGAGAAAAGAAUUCAGGAAAAUCACUUUAUUUCAGCGACUAAACCAAUGAAUGUUCGUCCAGUUGGGAUGAAUAUCCACUAUGAAGCUUCUUUGGCUCCAUUACCAACGACAACAAUCAGAUCAAAUCCUUAUUAUUCAGCACAGCUAGCCGCGUAUCCUACCGUAAUGCAGCCAAUAGAUGAUCAACAGUUACAGGUUCAUCAACACGCAUCUGAAUUGGAAGAAAUGGGUCAGGAAACGGAAACCUUAGAUGCCGAAGCAUACAUCGAUUUGAAUGUACCCCAUGACCGGAACAUUCAACUUAAUAACCAAUACGAAUCUCAUGGAACAAUGGAAGAAUUCUACUAUCAGCAGCAUGUAGAUACUCAGCAAUAUGAAGACGAGCAACAGAGUCUUACCAACAAUCAUCAUGAAUUGAUCAUACCGCAACAACUACAAGAGGGAAAUAUUCCAAAGCAGACACGUCCAGAACAGCAAUACCAUAAUCCUGAUAUGCAAAUACAACGACAUGAAGGUGGAACAUCCGAAAUGGUCAUGGAACUUGCAACACAGCCUUCAGCAAGCACCAAAGGCCAUCAGAAAAACUGGUUUCAACGACAAUUUUCAAAAAUCUUUGUAUAAUUCGAAAGAGUUUAUUGUGAUAGCACUCAAUAAUUCUAUCGAAACAAUGUAUAUGAAAUUUGAAUAAAUGUUAUUAUAACACUGAAGAUAA
Malaya genurostris is the source of this 2602-nucleotide messenger RNA. RefSeq lists its product as uncharacterized. The transcript has 7 exons. Lineage: Eukaryota; Metazoa; Arthropoda; Insecta; Diptera; Culicidae. The record is from RefSeq and is a predicted model, not a curated record. The coding region runs from base 373 to 2511 and encodes 712 amino acids.